Lagenorhynchus albirostris (white-beaked dolphin) is the source of this 2055-nucleotide messenger RNA. Its product is annotated as paraneoplastic antigen Ma6F-like. Bases 1 to 2055 code for a protein of 684 amino acids. Lineage: Eukaryota; Metazoa; Chordata; Mammalia; Artiodactyla; Delphinidae. The record is from RefSeq and is a predicted model, not a curated record. The transcript has a single exon.
AUGGCGAUGGCUCUGGCGGUAUUGCGGGACUGGUGCAGGUCGAUGGGCGUGAACGCUCAGCGAUCUCUGCUCAUCCUGGGAAUCCCAGAUGACUGCAAAGACCAGGAAUUCCAGGAGGCUGUGCAGGCUGCCCUGCGUUCCCUGGGCAGGUACCGAGUGCUGGGCAAGGUCUACAGAAAGGAGCUGGGGUCGAGUGUUGCCCUGGUCGAGUUUGCUGAGUGUUUAAAUCGAAGCUUGCUCCCCCGGCAAAUACCAGGCAAGGGAGGGCCCUGGACUGUGGUCUGCCUGCCCCAGGCCCCUGAUGCUGAUUCACAGGAUAGACCCAAUUGCCCUGCGCAGCCCCAGGGACAAGCAGUGGUUGGCAGGGUGGGUGAGGCAGGAACUGCAGGUCACUCAGGAACUGCAGGGGAGGAGGAAGCUGCAGGGGAGGCGGGAGUCGCAGGUAUGGAGGGAGACACAGGUGAGGAGGAAGCCUUAGGUGAGGAGGGAGCUGAAGAUGAGGAGGGAGCUGCAGGUGAGGAGGGAGCUGAAGGUGAGGCAGGAGCUUUAGGUGAGGAGGGAGCUGAAGGUGAGGAGGGAGAUGAAGGUGAAGCAGGAGCUGCAGGUGAGGAGGGAGCUGAAGGUGAGGAGGGAGCUGAAGGUGAGGAGGGAGCUGAAGGUGAGGAAGGAGCUGCAGAUGCGGAAGGAGCUGAGGGUGAAGCAGGAGCUGAGGGUGAAGCAGGAGCUGAAGGUGAAGCAGGAGCUGAGUCAGAUGAGGAAGGAGCUGCAGGUUACAGAAAUGUUGCAGGCGUGGCAGGACUUCUGAGUAUGGCAGGACCCACGGGCGGGGCAAUGGCUGCGCCUGAGGAAGCAGUUGUGACAGUGGCAGGCGCCAUGGGUGAGGCAGGGCCCGGGACCCAGCAGUGGAGGCAGGCCUCGCAGCCCGUGCUGGACAGCAUGGGCUACCAGGAGCUGGGAACCUUCUCUGGGAUGGAAGAGCCGGGCCACGGGGAAGGGUCCUCUGAGAGCUGGCUGGAGCAGGCCAGCCACACGCUGCACCUGUGGCGCCACGUGUCUGAGAGGGAGAGGAGGAGGAGGCUGGUGGAGAGCUUGCGCGGCCCCGCGCUGGACCUCCUGCGCGGCCUCCUGGCGGAAGAUCCCGAGCUGGCUGCCCAGGACUGCCUGGCCGCGCUGGUGCAGGUGUUUGGGAACAAGGACCCCCGGGGGAGUGCUCGGCUGAAGUUCGUGACCUGUGCCCAGCGGCCCCAGGAGACUCUCUCUGCGUACGUGAUGCGCCUGGAAGGCCUGCUGCAGUCGGCCCUGGAGAAGGGGGCCAUCCACCCGGCCAUGGCGGACCAGGCGCGCGCCCGGCAGGUGCUGACGCGGGCCCGGCUGAACGACACGCUCCGGGACACGCUGAGGAGGAGGCGGCUGAUGAGGAGGCCUCCCGGCUUUGCGGGGAUGCUGCGGCUCAUCCAGAGGACCGAGGCCUGGGACGCCGACCCGGCUAGCAGGGAGCACUUCCCAGGGCAGGAAGAGGCCCGUGUGGACGUUGCAGUCCUGGCAGCAGCCGCCCAGGCCGCCCCGGCCCAUGAGGCCAUCACCGCAGGCACCACUGCACAUGGUGAAGAUACCACCGCCCAGGCCGCCCGUUCCAAGGAAGGGAGCGCCGAGGACCACCCGGCACGUGAGGAGGCCAGUGCGGCAGUUGCCGGCACUGCCAAGGCUGGCGAGGCGGCCCCUGAAGACCAUGGUGCCGCCAGGGCAGCCCCUGGCCCUGGGGAGACCAGCAAGGCGUCCGCGGCCACUCAGGAAGAUGGAAGUGCUGCCGCCCCUGCGGGCCUAGGUCAGGCAGGACCCUCAGAUGCCCCCGGGGUCCCCAUGCCUGGCCGGAUGGGCAGUGCUUCCCCGGUGGCCCCAGGAGGUCCUGGCUGGGAGCCAGAGGGCCUCGCCCAGGCAGGAGGCCAGGAGGCCGAGGAGACCCCCGAGGAGGGGCUCAAGCCCAUCCCAGAAGAGCCGGGAAAUGAGGACGGGGCUGCAGAGAUGAGCCCCCCGGGGUCCACCUCGGGCCACUAG